AUGAAGCAUCUGAGCUCCUAUUUUACCUUUGCCACUGCCAUUGCUCUUUUCUUUUCAUAUGAACCUCCUUCACAAGAUACUCCUGAAAAGUUUGUUCAAUGUCUCAACAAUUAUCCCAAUAUCUCCAACUCAAUCUCCGAUGUUCUUUACACCCAAAGCAAUUCUGCAUACUCCUCUGUCCUAAAUGUUACCAUUCAAAAUCUUAGGUACUUAAACACAAUCCCAAAACCCCAAGUCAUUGUCACACCACUUGACGUUUCCCACAUUCAAGCCACCAUAAUCUGUGCCCAACGCCAUGGCCUGCAGAUUCGAACCCGAAGCGGAGGCCAUGACUACGAGGGUCUCUCCUACGUUGCCGAGAGUCCCUUUGUCAUCGUUGACCUCUUAAACCUUAGAGAAGUCACUGUUGACGCAGAAAACAAAACUGCAUGGGUUCAAUCUGGGGCACUCCUUGGUGAACUCUACUACAGGAUUUACGAGAAAAGCAACACACUUGCGUUCCCAGCUGGUGUGUGCUACAGUGUGGGCACUGGUGGCCACUUCAGUGGAGGUGGCUAUGGAGUCUUGAUGCGUAAGUACGGUCUUGCCGCAGAUAAUAUCGUAGAUGCUCAGUUAGUAGAUGUGAAUGGUAAUUUGCUUGAUAGACAAGCCAUGGGUGAGGAUCUAUUUUGGGCCAUCAGAGGAGGUGGAGGAGCAAGCUUUGGAGUCGUCGUGGCUUGGAAGAUAAAACUAGUUCCGGUUCCACCAACUGUGACAGUGUUCAAUGUUGGAAGAACUUUGGAAGAGAAUGCAACCGAGAUCUUUCAAAAGUGGCAGCUUGUGGCGAGUAAAUUGGACGAGCGUAUAUACAUUAGGGUGGACAUAAAUAGGGUAAAUUCACGUGAAGAUGGAAAGAAAACAGUACAACUUAAUUUUGUGUCCUUAUUUCUAGGAGGUGUAGAAGAACUUCUUCCAUUGAUGCAAAAGAGCUUACCAGAGUUGGGUUUGGAAAGAAAAGACUGUACUGAGACUAGUUGGAUUGGCUCAGCUGUCUUCUUGAAUGCUGUGUUGAUUGGAACUUCAGGCCAUGAAGCCCCCGAAUUUUUGCUGAACAGAACUCAAAUUUAUUCAGGUUUUUUCAAAGCAAAAUCUGAUUAUGUGAGGCAACCCAUUCCUGUGGAUGGAUUACGAGGGUUGUGGCGCUUUCUUUCUAACGAUGAGAUAGAAUUUACUCAGAUUGAAUUAGCCCCUUAUGGAGGCAGAAUGGAUGAGAUUUCUGAAUCUGAACUUCCAUUCCCAUACAGAUCUGGAUACAUAUUUCAUAUUCACUACGUCACCAUUUGGCAAACGGCAGGGGACGAGGCUGCACAAAGGCACAUGAAUUGGAUAAGAAGAUUGUAUAAAUAUAUGGAACCUUAUGUUUCAAACUCUCCCAGAGCUGCAUAUGUGAACUACAGAGACCUUGACAUUGGGGUAAAUAACAAUGGCUACACGAGCUACGACCAAGCCAGCAUUUGGGGUAUCAAGUAUUUCGGUAACAAUUUCAAGAGAUUGGCUACAGUGAAGACCAAGGUUGAUCCUUACAACUUCUUCAGAAAUAAACAAAGUAUUCCUACGCUGUCCGAGGAAGAAAUUUAAAUUACCUACAAACCAUCAUAGUAUCUUAAAUUCAAAUAAAGUAAUAAAAUAAUGUGUAUUUUCAUUGUAUGAUUUGAAUAGUAAUAUUUACGGUUCAAAUAA
Molecule: messenger RNA, 1719 nt
Organism: Vigna unguiculata (cowpea)
Lineage: Eukaryota; Viridiplantae; Streptophyta; Magnoliopsida; Fabales; Fabaceae
Product: tetrahydroberberine oxidase pseudogene
Source: RefSeq, a predicted model, not a curated record